AUGGGGUGGAAACCUGGAGGUGGGGGUGGGGUGGAGAUGAGGCCAGGGAACCGUGCCAGGUCAGUCAAGACCCCCAGCAGAUACGAGGGCAGAAUGAAGCCAGACACAAGAGAUGGGAGCAGUGACAGGUGAAAUAGGAUCCGAAAUGGAGCAGCUAGGGUCAUGUGGCGGUGCCCUGGGCACAGAAGGUUGGGACCCUACCUCACUGUGCCCUCUUCUUAUCUACACAGCCCUCUUGGCCACUGAUAUGAGCCCCUACAGGCUUAACCUGAGCCUAGCGGAUGAGGCAGCAACGUGCGCAACACCCAGGCUCCCCAAUACAUCUGUGGUGCUGCCAACAGGCGAUAAUGGCACAUCACCAGCACUGCCUAUCUUCUCCAUGACGCUGGGUGCUGUGUCCAACGUGCUGGCGCUGGCGCUGCUGGCCCAGGUUGCAGGCCGAAUGCGGCGGCGCCGCUCGGCUGCCACCUUCCUGUUGUUCGUCGCCAGCCUGCUUGCCAUCGACCUAGCAGGCCAUGUGAUCCCGGGCGCCCUGGUGCUUCGCCUGUAUACUGCGGGGCGUGCGCCUGCCGGCGGAGCGUGUCAUUUCCUUGGUGGCUGCAUGGUCUUCUUCGGCCUGUGCCCACUUUUGCUUGGCUGUGGCAUGGCCGUAGAGCGCUGUGUGGGUGUCACGCAGCCACUGAUCCACGCGGCGCGCGUGUCUGUGGCCCGCGCACGCCUGGCACUAGUCGUGUUGGCUGCCAUGGCUUUGGCAGUGGCGCUGCUGCCACUGGUACACGUGGGUCGCUACGAGCUACAGUACCCUGGCACCUGGUGUUUCAUUAGCCUUGGGCCUCGUGGAGGUUGGCGCCAGGCGUUGCUUGCCGGCCUCUUCGCCGGCCUUGGCCUGGCUGCGCUCCUUGCGGCAUUAGUGUGCAAUACGCUCAGCGGCCUGGCACUCCUCCGUGCCCGCUGGAGGCGGCGUCGCUCUCGACGGUUCCGAGAGACCGCAGGUCCCGAUGAUCGCCGGCGCUGGGGGUCUCGUGGACCCCGCUUGGCCUCCGCCUCGUCUGCCUCAUCCAUCACUUCAGCCACAGCCACCCUCCGCAGUUCUCGGGGCGGCGGCUCCGCGCGCAGGGUUCACGCACACGACGUGGAAAUGGUGGGCCAGCUCGUGGGCAUCAUGGUGGUGUCGUGCAUCUGCUGGAGCCCCCUGCUGGUGUUGGUGGUGUUGGCCAUCGGGGGCUGGAACUCUAACUCCCUGCAGCGGCCACUCUUUCUGGCUGUACGCCUCGCAUCGUGGAACCAGAUCCUGGACCCAUGGGUGUACAUCCUGCUGCGCCAGGCCAUGCUGCGCCAACUGCUUCGCCUCCUACCCCUGAGGGUCAGUGCCAAGGGUGGUCCAACGGAGCUGGGCCUAACCAAGAGUGCCUGGGAGGCCAGUUCACUGCGUAGUUCCCGGCACAGUGGUUUCAGUCACUUCUGAAUGUGUCCAGAAGCUAAGUCAAACCAUUCUGGGCUGGGCUCAAGGGCAUAGAGUCUCAAACUCAGUGUGCCUAGGGCGCUGCGUCCUGUGGGUCCACGACACUGUCACCGCACAGGGGUGAAAGAGGCUCCACUGGGGAUGAGUACAGUUCUAACGUUGGUCACGCGAUGGCACAGAUACAUGGGAUGCUCCAAACACCAGAGGUGGGACUCCCCCCGGCCAGCAGCUUGAAGAGCAUGCACACAGCGCUGCAACCUUAGUUCUAAGAUUGGGGCGCUCCGUAAAUAGAGCAAAGUUUUGGAUUCACCUCCCAUCUCUGUAGCCACCACAAUAGACUCUUGCAAGCAUCUAUCCCAAACUAUCCCAAGAACCUCAACACCUUGUACCCACACAGCCUUAAAACCCCAGUGCUCCCAACACACCCCUAAGCCCACUACUGCAUGUUCCCAUCUUGACCUUUCAAAUGAGCCCUGUCAGUCCUGUCCCCUAG
This is a messenger RNA of Mus pahari (shrew mouse), 1955 nucleotides long. RefSeq names its product prostaglandin E receptor 1 (gene Ptger1). Gene Ontology annotation, molecular function: prostaglandin E receptor activity. Gene Ontology annotation, biological process: adenylate cyclase-activating G protein-coupled receptor signaling pathway; positive regulation of cytosolic calcium ion concentration; inflammatory response. NCBI's taxonomy places the organism in Eukaryota, Metazoa, Chordata, Mammalia, Rodentia, Muridae. The transcript is spliced from 2 exons. The record is from RefSeq and is a predicted model, not a curated record. Gene Ontology annotation, cellular component: plasma membrane. Bases 113 to 1465 code for a protein of 450 amino acids.